AUGAGUUCAAUAUCUAGAAUUAAAAAAGAACUGUAAAAUCUUCAAGAUGAACCUCUGAAUGGGUUCUUGAUCAGCAUUUUGGACGACAAUAAUUUAUUUCAUUGGAAAAUUUGUUUUUCUGGACCCCAAGGAUCCUCUUAUGAAAAUGGAAAUUUUACUCUAGAUGUAUUGUUUCCAGAAGAUUAUCCAUUAAAAUCUCCAAAAAUAUUAUUUCUGACUUCUAUCUAUCAUUUAAACAUUGAUUAUAAUACAGGGUAAAUUUGUCUAGAGAUCUUGGGAUAAAAUUGGUCUCCAAACCUAACUAUUAGAAAGUUACUCUUAAGUAUUCUAGCAUUGCUUUAUGAUCCAAAUCCUAAUAGUCCACUACUUGAAGAUGUUAAUACCAUUUUUAAGAAUGACAAAGCAGCUUAUUUAUAAAAAGCAAAGGAAUGGACUAAAAAGUAUGCUAAUUGA
This is a messenger RNA of Paramecium tetraurelia, 453 nucleotides long. RefSeq lists its product as uncharacterized. The transcript has 2 exons. NCBI's taxonomy places the organism in Eukaryota, Ciliophora, Oligohymenophorea, Peniculida, Parameciidae. The record is from RefSeq and is a predicted model, not a curated record.